AUAUACUCACAUCACAAUAUCCCGAUGGCUCUGGGUCUGGAAGAGCGGCCGGACCCGAGCCAACGGGCCUGAUGAAACCACUCUCAACGAGCCGCCCCCGCCCUACCCCAUCCGGGCCAACCCGUGCCCGGCCGCCUAGCAUCUGCUGGGCAGGCCGGGCCGCCGGCCCGUCGCGCGGACCGCCUGUGGCCCGCGCUGGACGGGCCGGUGGUCAGGGGGCGCCGCCCCGCGGUGAUAGGCGCAAGGCGGCGCGGGCGGGGGCAGAGACUGGGCCGGAACAGCCGACCAGGCCUGAAACUACAUCAACCGACGAGAUCAACCGACAUCAACUACAUCACAAUCCAGACAAGCACAUCCGAGAAUCUAAAGCUGCUGUUUUCUGUUGCACUAAAAUGGCAUCAAAAAGCUCCAAGCCGGCCGGCGGCGCGGAGCAGACGGAACACCUCAGCAACUGUCUGAAGGUGUUCAUCCAGCGCGACUACUCUGAGGGCACGGCCGUCCGCUUCCAGAGCACCAUGCCCCCAGAACUGGAGGGAAGGAUCGAGCCGGCCAUGUUUGACAACACACUGGCGACCAUUAACGAGAUAUUCAUGGAGGCUGAGGAGCUGAACUGCGCCACCUACUGCGAGGGCUGCCUGGCCUGCCUGACCGCCUACUGUAUCUACACCUGCAUGGACCCGCACUACGAUAAGUGCGUCAAAAAAUGUUCACGCUACAUCGUGGAGCAGAACGAGCGCUACUGGCUACCGCGGGGCCUGCUGAUCACCGACCCCAUAGAGCGUGGCCUGCGGGUGAUCGAGGUAAGCGUCCUCAAUGAGCCAGCGCCCCAGCGGUGACGGGCCGGCGCCUCUCCUGCUGGCAACCCUGGUGCCGCCUCUGCUGCCCCCUGUCGGCACCCCUUGCACCGCCUGUGGCAGUCCGACCGCCUGUACCGCCGCCCAAAGGUGACUUGGAAGUGCGUGCGGUGUCGUAAUCUGCCUGGCUGGGCUGAAGGAGACCGCAGAACCGCCUAUUGACUUGGAUUUGUGUUGGAGUUGAGAGGCGGGGACAGGCGGCGGAGUGAGUGUCUUGGAGUGGAGGGUGAAGGGAUUUGGGACGGUUCAUGGCGGCUGGGUCUGAUUCGGUGGCGUCCCCGAUCGGGGGAGUUUGCGAUGGACUAGGGUGUCAACACUGAACAGGACACUAAAAAAUCCUGACGACUGUGGAAACAGCUGUCCUCUGCGACGGAUCGGAGUCGGGAAAAGGACUGCGUGAACAGAGCUUUAUAUACUGGACGGUCGCUGCUCGAGGACAUAUUGAGCGCCCGGACAGCAGAUAGACUGAACUCUUUCUUCCCGGAGCGCCACUAGGAGAUUAAUACUGGUGGCAAUGUGGUCAGUGGUGGACGAAGGGACUCGGAAAUGCAUUGAUUGCUGUUGUCGGCGUCCUAGUGGAUACUAAAUGCCUGGUGUUGCAUGUAUGUAUCUCGAUCAGCACACAAUAUGGUGGGAAGAGUUGUGCGCCUCGAACUUGUGUGAUCUGGAGACUGGAGAAGCUGAGCUGAGAAUCAUUUGCUGUUGAUUUUAUGUUUUUCUCUCAGCUCCUUGAUAAUAUACCGGAGUUCAUGGUUACUUUUUAGGAACGCGUCCAUCAGAUCUGUUGGCGAGGCGACAAUGACAAUGUUUUGACGGUUGGUGGAAUUACAAGUGUGAAGGCCUACCACCAGGUGGCAGGCUGCUCGCUCCGUGGGGCUCUGCUGUUGUGUGAUGCCCGGAGUCCGACGAGUGGUGUUCUCAGCUGCUAGAUGGGGCGGACCGCUGAUGUUUCUGACGUCAGUUUCGUGUGAUGUGUCGUCAGUUGCGUUCUGAAAAAUGACUGUUUGACGCUGAAUCGCUGCUACCAGUUAAUUUGAUGGAAAUCCAUUGUGAAGACUCGUAACUUUGUGUCCUUGAUUAAUUGUGGCUACUGGCUAAUACAUGUACGUUAAUGUCUGCAAA
Molecule: messenger RNA, 1976 nt
Organism: Amphibalanus amphitrite
Lineage: Eukaryota; Metazoa; Arthropoda; Thecostraca; Balanomorpha; Balanidae
Product: golgin subfamily A member 7-like
Exons: 5
Coding region: 72-836 (254 amino acids)
Biological process (GO): protein targeting to membrane; peptidyl-L-cysteine S-palmitoylation
Cellular component (GO): palmitoyltransferase complex
Source: RefSeq, a predicted model, not a curated record